AUGAACAGAGCAAGUCGCCAUUCUCCGCGCUAUCAAAAUUUAAAUGAUAAUAAAAAAUAAAUAUAGCAACUUAAUGAAUUGGCAAUAAGCUAGUCCCAUAGAAUUAAUGAUUUUGAAAGAAAACUAAAAAACAUGCUAAAAAAAUUAAAUGAUUCUCAAAGCUUUCAAGUAGAUUAAAAUUCUAAUCAAAUUUCUGAGCUAGAAGAUGAAAAGGAAGAUUCAUAGCUGAAUUUAUUUCUUCCAGAUUGUAUUUUUAAGAAAACUGAUUGCGGGCAAAUAUUUGAUUAAAAAGAAAAUUAGGAUUAAUAAUUGAAUGUUAUGAGCAAUAAUGAAGAGUAGUUUUUUGUUGUAGGUUAAAAACCAUACUCUGAAUAAAAAUAAGAAAUUAAUUGUUAAAAUUCACAUCAAGAUAAAGUCUAGCAUACAUAUUUAUAAUAAAAUUAAAAUAAUGAGGGUAAAGAAUUCUUUAAGGCAGAAAUUUAGUUGAAUGAAUUGAGCUUUUAAAAUUAAUAUGAAAAUUUGGAAGAGUUCAAUGAAAUUUUAAUUUAUCAAGAAGAAAGUAAACCAUAAAGUGAUGAAAAAUAACUGAGCCAAGAAUGCAGAGAAAUCGACAAUCAGAAUAAUUAAACUGAUGAGAUACAAAAUUAAGUUUAGCUUAAUUAAAGAAAGGAAAACCAAGGAUAGGAGAAUAAACUUUAGAAUUUUCUUCUUAAAAUAACAAAGUUAUUAUAGGAUAAAGACUAAAAAAUAAUUAAACUGUUAAACAAGGAGCUAAUUCAAGAAAAUAUCUUAUAAAACAUAGUGGAAAAUGAAAUAGAAAAAUUAAAUGUUCAAUUCAAUAAAAUGUCUUAAAAAUAAGGUUAACAACUUAAAAAAUUGGAAAUGUAAUUGCAAAUUAUAAUGUCAGAAAAAAUUGAUUAAAUUAUGGCAAUGGUACGCUAAAUUUUCAGAAUUAACCAUUAGAGCAAAGAUGAAGACUUAAUAGAUAAUUUGGUUGUUAGAAAGGGAUCUAUUAAUUAUUAACAGAUUGAAGAAUAUAAGGUAAAAUAGUAUGAAUUAUAAUAUGAACUGGAAGAGUCAAGUUAAAAGAAUGAUGCUCAGAUUAAAUACGAACCAAGUAAUAAUUGGGAUUAGAAUAGUAAUAUUAGUGAUAUUGUAAAUAAAUCUAUACACAAAAUAAAUGAUUAAUCUCUCUCAUAAAAUGAUGAAAAAGAUAAUAAUAUUUAAAACUUUUUAAAUUCUAUAGCCAGUCUUUAAUAAUAAAAUAUUUAGUAAGGGGAAGGACUUAUAAUUAAUCAAAAACAUAGAAAAUCAAUUUCAGACUAAUUCAAUAAUCAAAAAGAAAAUAUAAUUCAAUAAAAAGAAGUUAAUAUGCUAGAUACAGAAUAAGAAAAAUAUAAUGGUGUUAACUAAACAUUCAACGAAAUAAAUUAAUCUAUGAAUAAAAGCGAAUAAUUAUAAUUAGAAAUCUUAAUUAAUGAGAAAUAAAAUUUCGUGAAUAAUUUUUUAAUAGAUCUUGAAGAAAGAAACAAAAUAGAAAUUCAAUUUGAAUAAGAUGAAAAAAUAUAAGAUUUAAUUAUAAAAAUUAAGGAAAUAUAAAAACACUAAAUAAAUAAUAAUGUUGUAGAAUACAUUAAUUAUAAGUUAAAUAAAUUAAUAAGAUCUAAUUUAUAAUAAUAAUAAUAAGAAUAAUUGGGGAAAAAUAUCUUAAUAGAAAAAGAUAAUGAAUUAACAGAAAUAAUAUAGGAAAAAAACUAAAAUAAAGAAAAUCAAGAAGAAAUUAAAGGAAAUUAGGUAGAAGAAGAUGUUAAACAAUUAUUAAUAUAUUAAAAUAAAUAAAAUAAGUAAGAAGUAAAAUUAGAGGAAAAGGAUAAGGAAAAAGGAAAUUUAAUAAAUUAAAUAAAUUAAGAAUAGAAAAAAAUUA
Paramecium tetraurelia is the source of this 1924-nucleotide messenger RNA. RefSeq lists its product as uncharacterized. NCBI's taxonomy places the organism in Eukaryota, Ciliophora, Oligohymenophorea, Peniculida, Parameciidae. The record is from RefSeq and is a predicted model, not a curated record. The annotation marks the transcript as partial. The transcript is spliced from 3 exons.